CGUAUUUAUAUCGCCACUGCCGACUCUGUUGUGAUAAACGAAUGUGACUAAGAGAUAAUUUGAUUAUUUGUAUAUAACCGUCGGUGUUGAGGACUUGCUCAGGUUCAAUGUAGGCUUCUCGCCAGCAAGAGACAGAGCACAGGGGUAAGAUGACGACUCAGGGUAAAACGGGUGUGGCACACAAGCUGAUGUUUUGGAAGCGUCAGAACGAGCCUACCCCCGAGGAGGCCAUAGAACGCCUUCGCAAUUUACAAGAACUUCUGUUGAAAAAGUCGGAUUACCUUGAAAGCAAAAUAGAUGCUGAAACGAAAACCGCAUUGGAAAACAGAGUGAAGAAUAAGAGAGGUGCGAUCCAGGCCCUGCGACGUCGUAAGCGAUGGGAGAAGCAGCUCAAACAGGUGGACGGGACGAUGGCGACGUUGGAGGUCCAGCUGGAGCUGCUGACAUCGGCGUCGGUGAAUGUCGAAGUCACGAAGUGCCUGAAGUUGACGUCAGAGACAAUGCAACGGACCUACGGCAACAUGUCGGCAGACAAGGUGGCAGACCUGAGGGAUGAGGUGUCGGACAUGAUGGAAGAUGCAGAGGAGAUCGGUGGCAUCCUGGCGCAGCCCCUUGGAGGCGAGGAAUUUGAUGACGAGGAUCUUCUGGCGGAGCUUGAGGAGAUGGACCAGGAGGAACUCACAGAUGACCUGUGCCACAUCCACUUCCCUUCAGUGCCCACUGAGAAGGUCAAGGUGAAAGAUGACAAGAAGGCCGUCGAGGCUAAAGAGGAAGAGGAGGAAGAACUGAGGAAGUUGGCAGAAUGGAUGUGACAUGGCCCAACAAGGAGGGACGUCACAUCAUCCCCUUAGACACCCGUGUCGUAAACAUAGUAUGACAUAAACACUCAUAUAAUAUCCUCUAUAUAUGUGUCAUGCCUCAGUAGUGCCCCAUUGUGUGGAAUAUGACUCCCAAUUGCGUGGUAUACCUCAUAACAGUAACAUGUAGCACACCUUUUCUGACGACAGUUCAUGUUAUGGAUAUUCCGCUUGGUUAUUGUGAAUAUAGUUAAGGAAAGAUCAUUUGCUUGUGCAAUAUUCAUGUGCAAUCAAAUAUGUUUGAAAACAAAAGCAUAAAAACAGAAGCUGCAUGACUUUGCAAUUCACACAUGAAAUGUGAAUACUACAUGAGGGAAGGGUAUAUCAUGUGUUGACUUAUAAGUAAUUGAAGAGGGUCGUGUUUCUUGAAAGUAUUUGAAUUUUUCCUUGAACUGUUUACAUCUACUGCUGUUUAAUAGUUGCAUUUUAAAGAAAACUCUGGUGUCAAAGCAAGUAGAUCCAAGCAAUCUACUUGCCAGCAAGGCCAGCUGGUGUUGACUGACCCCACCCUACUGGAUACUAUACUGGACGACAGGACCAUGCGUGACAAAAAUAAAGAUUCAUCCUCACAUGCUUCUAACAUACAGAAUGUCGUUUAAUGGACUUCAUUCCGCUGCAUAUGUCAACCAUCCCAUCAUCCAGGCUUCGGUGAAAGAGUAUUCCACCCAGAACAACCAGCGUCCGUGAUACCAGUCUCAAACUGCAUUCAACUGCAAGACCUGCAAUACAAUCACAGAAAAUGGCUUGCUACCCAGCACCAAAUGACAUUUAGGGACAAUAUCUAUGGACAAAAUCUAAUAAAAAUUGCUCAUAGCUGCUAGCUUCUUUACUGCGCCCUCCAUUUUUUUUUUACCUUCUUAAAAGAGAGCUGAUAUAUUUUUUUUAUGGAACAUUUCAAAUUCAAUCUAUGGAAAGAAUGUGAACAUGUUCUCACUGUUAACUAAAACAUAAUAACUGUACAGAUGGAGGUGAUACAGAACGAAAAUAAUAGCAGUAUAAUAAAGCAUUAUAUACAGCAUACACAAUUAAAGACCAUAUGUGAGGAGGUGUUAAUUGACAUUAUGAUUAGAGGGGAUACGCUGAAUGUUUGCUGUAUACAUUAAACAGAAAAAGGGGAUAAAAAAUGUCUGUGAACAAUCAAUGGUGGUUUUGCACGAUAACAAUACCACUGAAUGUCGUGAACCUUUUGUUCUUAAAAGCGUUUUAAAAACAGUAACAAUGUUGAAAGUAAAUGCAUUUCUCCAAUCACAAAGAUCAAUUUUUGCUUCAGAUUGGUCAGGGUUAGGGCAUACUCACUUACAUCAUCACCACAUAGAGACAGGUGACGCCAGACCUAUUAGACUCCCAAUUUAUAAGCAAAAUGCAGCCAGCAAAUAACGUACAAGACAGGUGCAAGAAAUGUUAGAAGCUAAUAUCAUUCAGCCCAGUUUUUCUGAAUGGCACUCUCGAGUUGUGAUGGUUAAUAAACGGGAUAGCCCUUGCCGCUUUGCCGUAGAUUAUAGACGAACCAAACCUUAUUUUCUCCUCUACCACGUUUUGAAGAUGUCGUUGACAUAUCUUUGAUUGUGCUUGUGGCUUUUGGCAAAUACCACCCAAUCCAGAUACAAAACACAAGUCGGCCUUCAUUACACCCUAUGUAGAUGGUGUUUUUGAAUGGAAUCGCAUUCCUUUCGGCCUCAAAAAUGCUCCAAUGACGUUUCAGCAAACCAUUUCAGCCACUAAAAGAAAUGUAUCGGCGAUCCAUAUUACUAUAUGUAGAUGACAUCAUAAUAUUUUCUAAAAUGUUUUGAAAUUUGAAUCACGUCAAGCAGAGACCAUAUAAUAUAUUAUCUAUUAUAUGGUCUCUGCCUCAAGGCAGUAUUCCAAAAGGUCAAAUAAGCUUGAGUAACUCUAAAACCAAGCAAAUGUAAAUUCGCGACAAAACAAGUCACCUAUUUAGGGCAUAUCUUUGGCAAAGAUGUCAUCCAUGUUGAUAUACUUCAACCUAAAUUCAGUCUAACAGAUCCCACCCCAAAAAAAUGUCCAUGACAUUUCUGAGGUUUGGCCUAGUAUUAUCUAUUAUCGCAAUUUUUUAGCAAACAUUUUUCUUGCAUCCCCUCCCUGCUAUACAACCUUCAGAAAAAAGACGAGUCAUUUGAAUGGUCCUUGCAUAUCCCGACCAAAACAAACCCUUCAUCCUCUCAAACUGCAAAAUGGUACAUUUUAGGCCAACUUGAUCCUCAUGGCAUAACAUGUAAUGAUGUUGUUAAUUCAUGUCUUUUGACAAUACAAGUAUCUUCCUUG
Messenger RNA from Haliotis rufescens (red abalone), 3140 nucleotides. RefSeq names its product charged multivesicular body protein 4c-like. The record is from RefSeq and is a predicted model, not a curated record. The transcript is spliced from 6 exons. Gene Ontology annotation, biological process: late endosome to vacuole transport via multivesicular body sorting pathway; vesicle budding from membrane. Bases 150 to 812 code for a protein of 220 amino acids. Gene Ontology annotation, cellular component: cytoplasmic side of plasma membrane; ESCRT III complex; multivesicular body. NCBI's taxonomy places the organism in Eukaryota, Metazoa, Mollusca, Gastropoda, Lepetellida, Haliotidae.